AUGGAUCACUCAAUGCGCACCAUCGGAAAGGGAGAGGCCCUUCGAAUCGAUUCGUCGCUCCGAGGUCACAAAAAUCGUUUGUUGCCGUCGAAUAUUGAAAUUUUCAGGCGAAACGUUGUUCUCCGCAUAUCGCAGCCAUUCAAGUGAACACGAACCGUGUGCUCCGACGUAAACUCGCAUCGAUUUCAGAGAAAAUGUUUUUCGACUCAUCGAUCGGCGCCAGAGUCUCGAUAUUCUCGUCGCGAAACUCAGAGACCUCCCCACAAUGUGAAUGUCUAACGGGUCCAUGA
Caenorhabditis sp. 36 PRJEB53466 is the source of this 290-nucleotide messenger RNA. The record is from the annotation of a GenBank genome assembly. NCBI's taxonomy places the organism in Eukaryota, Metazoa, Nematoda, Chromadorea, Rhabditida, Rhabditidae.